Messenger RNA from Lipotes vexillifer (Yangtze River dolphin), 2147 nucleotides. RefSeq names its product ubiquitin like modifier activating enzyme 2 (gene UBA2). The record is from RefSeq and is a predicted model, not a curated record. Bases 1 to 1923 code for a protein of 640 amino acids. Gene Ontology annotation, cellular component: SUMO activating enzyme complex; cytoplasm. NCBI's taxonomy places the organism in Eukaryota, Metazoa, Chordata, Mammalia, Artiodactyla, Lipotidae. Gene Ontology annotation, molecular function: SUMO activating enzyme activity. The transcript has 17 exons. Gene Ontology annotation, biological process: protein sumoylation.
AUGGCACUGUCGCGGGGGCUGCCGCGGGAGCUGGCCGAGGCCGUGGCUGGGGGCCGGGUCCUGGUGGUGGGCGCGGGCGGCAUCGGCUGCGAGCUCCUCAAAAACCUCGUGCUCACCGGCUUCUCCCACAUCGACCUGAUUGAUCUGGAUACUAUUGAUGUCAGCAACCUCAACAGGCAGUUUUUGUUUCAAAAGAAACAUGUUGGAAGAUCAAAGGCCCAGGUUGCCAAAGAAAGUGUACUGCAGUUUUACCCGAAAGCUAAUAUCAUAGCCUACCAUGACAGCAUCAUGAACCCUGACUAUAAUGUGGAAUUUUUUCGACAAUUUAUAUUGGUUAUGAAUGCUUUAGAUAACAGAGCUGCCCGAAACCAUGUUAAUAGAAUGUGUCUAGCAGCUGAUGUCCCUCUUAUUGAGAGUGGAACUGCUGGUUAUCUUGGGCAAGUAACCACUAUCAAAAAGGGUGUGACUGAGUGUUACGAAUGUCAUCCCAAACCAACCCAGAGAACCUUUCCUGGCUGUACAAUUCGUAACACACCUUCAGAACCUAUUCAUUGCAUCGUUUGGGCAAAAUAUUUGUUCAACCAGUUGUUUGGGGAAGAAGAUGCUGAUCAAGAAGUGUCUCCUGACAGAGCUGACCCUGAAGCUUCCUGGGAACCAAUGGAAGCCGAAGCCAGAGCCAGAGCAUCUAAUGAAGAUGGUGACAUUAAACGUAUUUCCACCAAGGAAUGGGCUAAAUCAACUGGAUAUGAUCCAGUUAAACUUUUUACCAAGCUUUUUAAAGAUGAUAUCAGGUAUCUGUUGACAAUGGACAAACUGUGGCGGAAAAGGAAACCUCCAGUUCCAUUGGAUUGGGCUGAAGUGCAAAGUCAAGGAGAAGAAACCAAUGCAUCAGAUCAACAAAAUGAACCACAGUUAGGUCUGAGAGACCAGCAAGUUCUAGAUGUGAAGAGCUAUGCACGUCUUUUUUCAAAGAGCAUUGAGACUUUGAGAGUUCAUUUAGCAGAAAAGGGAGAUGGAGCUGAGCUUAUAUGGGACAAGGAUGACCCAUCUGCAAUGGAUUUCGUCACCUCUGCUGCAAACCUCAGGAUGCAUAUUUUCAGUAUGAAUAUGAAGAGCAGAUUUGAUAUCAAAUGUAUGGCAGGGAACAUUAUUCCUGCUAUCGCUACUACUAAUGCAGUGAUUGCUGGGUUGAUAGUAUUGGAAGGAUUGAAGAUUUUAUCAGGAAAAAUAGACCAGUGUAGAACAAUUUUUUUGAAUAAACAACCAAACCCAAGAAAGAAGCUCCUUGUGCCUUGUGCACUGGAUCCUCCCAACCCUAAUUGUUAUGUAUGUGCCAGCAAGCCAGAGGUGACUGUGCGGCUGAACGUCCAUAAAGUGACUGUUCUCACCUUACAAGAUAAGAUAGUGAAAGAAAAAUUUGCUAUGGUAGCACCAGAUGUCCAAAUUGAAGAUGGAAAAGGAACAAUCCUAAUAUCUUCAGAAGAGGGAGAGACAGAAGCUAAUAAUCACAAGAAGUUAUCAGAAUUUGGAAUUAGAAAUGGGAGCCGACUUCAAGCAGACGACUUCCUUCAGGACUACACUUUAUUGAUCAACAUCCUUCAUAGUGAAGACCUAGGAAAGGAUGUUGAAUUUGAAGUUGUUGGUGAUGCCCCAGAAAAAGUGGGGCCCAAGCAAGCUGAAGAUGCUGCCAAAAGCAUAACCAAUGGCAGUGACGAUGGAGCUCAGCCUUCCACAUCCACAGCACAAGAGCAAGAUGAUGUGCUCAUAGUUGAUUCGGAUGAAGAAGGUCCCUCAAAUAAUGCCGAUGUCAGUGAAGAAGAAAGAAGUCGCAAGAGGAAACUAGAUGAGAAAGAGAAUGUCAGUGCGAAAAAGUCACGCACAGAGCAGACAGAGGAGCUUGAUGAUGUUAUAGCAUUAGAUUGAACGGAAAUGCCUCUGAACAGAACCCUCUUACUGCAGUAGGCCUUCUGGGCAGAACCAGGUUAUUUGUUAUGUCCUUUGUUCCAAAGGGAAAAAAUUGGCACCAGUGACUUGAAGAUGAUUCUGCUCCCUUUGAAAGCGUUCAUUUUGCUAGAACUAUUAGAAACAUUGCAGUAUGCUGUAUUGAAAGUAGGAAUAUAGUUUUAAAACCCUUUGAACAAAGUGUG